AUGGUUAACCGAAAAUCAACUCCCAAGAGGAAAAAGGCGCCAAGUAAACAAGUUACCAAGAUCUUCAAACUUCACAAUAAAAAUUAUAAAAUAAAUGUUACGACUCUUAGGGAGAUAAAAAGACUUCAAUCAACAACAAGUAAUCUUAUCCCUCGUUUACCCUUUGCUAGAGUUAUACGAGAAAUACUAAUGGAACAUACAACAUCUGACCAUCGAGUGCAACUCGAAGCUCUACAAGCUCUGCAGGAAGCCGCGGAGUUGUAUUUAGUUCAAUUGUUUGAGGACGCUAACAGGUGUGCUUAUCAUGCUAAAAGAGUAACGGUGAAGCCAAAUGACAUGAACUUGGUUCUAGAGAUUAGGGGAAUAUUAGAUCCAGGAUACUCUUAG
Leptinotarsa decemlineata (Colorado potato beetle) is the source of this 387-nucleotide messenger RNA. RefSeq names its product histone H3.3-like. NCBI's taxonomy places the organism in Eukaryota, Metazoa, Arthropoda, Insecta, Coleoptera, Chrysomelidae. The record is from RefSeq and is a predicted model, not a curated record.